This is a messenger RNA of Diaporthe batatas, 2187 nucleotides long. RefSeq names its product amidophosphoribosyltransferase. The record is from RefSeq and is a predicted model, not a curated record. Gene Ontology annotation, molecular function: amidophosphoribosyltransferase activity. The transcript is spliced from 14 exons. Gene Ontology annotation, cellular component: cytoplasm. Gene Ontology annotation, biological process: purine nucleobase biosynthetic process; purine nucleotide biosynthetic process. The coding region runs from base 104 to 1726 and encodes 540 amino acids. NCBI's taxonomy places the organism in Eukaryota, Fungi, Ascomycota, Sordariomycetes, Diaporthales, Diaporthaceae.
AUCGAUUGGCCGCAUUGCCUUCUCCAAAAAAAAAAAGUCAAAGCCUCGUGCUACACCACGACUUUCUCGACCAAGAUCAAUUGAUCCGAGGCAACGUGAUACCAUGUGUGGUAUUUCGGGUAUAAUUCUGGGCGAUCCAGAAGCCACCACCGCCGCCAUCGACCUGCACGAGUCCCUGUACUAUCUCCAGCACCGUGGACAAGAUGCUGCCGGUAUUGCCGUGUGUCGGGGCGGGAGGGUCUUCCAGUGCAAGGGCCUAGGCAUGGCCAGCAAGGUCUUUGACGAUGGCAAGCGCGCGACGCCGGCGACGAUACCUGGCUACAUGGGAAUUUCUCACCUUCGCUACCCGACUGCCGGCACCUCAUCUGCAUCGGAAGCCCAGCCCUUCUUCGUCAACUCCCCCUUCGGCCUGUCAAUGAGCGUCAACGGAAAUGUCGUCAACGCCCCGGAAAUCGUCAAGUUCCUGGACUACGAGGCUCGCCGCCAUGUCAACACCGACUCCGACUCCGAACUCAUGCUGAACAUUCUCGCCUGGGCCCUUGGCGAAACUGGCAAGCGCCGAGCCAGUGUGGAAGAUGUCUUUGCUGCGCUGCGCGAGGUUUACGCAAGGUGUCAUGGUGCAUUUGCAUGUACCGCCAUGAUUGCCGGCUUUGGCAUCUUGGGCUUCCGUGACGAAAAUGGCAUCCGGCCCCUCUGCCUCGGAUCUCGACCAUCAGAAACCCUCGAAGGCGCGACAGACUACUUUCUGGCUUCGGAAUCGAUUGCUCUGACACAGCUUGGAUUCAAGAACAUCGUUGACAUCUUGCCCGGCCAGGCUGUCUUUAUCCAAAAAGGAGGCGUUCCUCAGUUCUCACAAGUCGUGCCGGCCAAGUCUUACACCCCUGAUCUGUUUGAGUAUCUCUACUUCGCAAGGCCUGAUGCGCACAUGGAUGGCAUUUCUGUCCACCGCAGCCGACAGAAGAUGGGACUGAAGUUGGCCAGCAGGAUGAAGCAGGUUUUGGGCGAAGACGGGGUUCGGGAAAUUGAUGUUGUCAUUCCCAUUCCCGAGACUAGUAAUACGGCCGGCGCCGAGCUUGCUAAGGAGCUACAAAUACCCUUCUCAAAUGCGUUCGUGAAGAACAGGUACAUCUAUCGCACAUUCAUCCUUCCCGGCCAGAGGGCACGACAAAAGAGCGUCCGUCGGAAGCUCUCACCCAUCGCGUCGGAAUUCAAAGACAAGGUUGUUUGCCUGGUUGACGACAGCAUCGUACGGGGGACGACGUCGUGCGAGAUUGUUCAAAUGGUUAGAGAAUGCGAGGCAAAGCGCAUCAUCCUGGUGUCUUGCAGCCCAGAGAUCACCCACCCACAUGUUCACGGCAUCGACCUUGCCGACCCAGCCCAACUCCUCGCCCACGGCAGGACGCUACAGGAGAUGACCGAGAUCAUCGGGUGCGACGCCCUGGUGUUCCAGACCCUCGAGGACCUGAAGGCAGCCUGCAUAGAAGCCGCGGACGAGUCGAGCCAGGUGCGAGACUUUGAGGUCGGUGUCUUCUGCGGCCAGUACACGAGCCCCCUCCCGGCGGACUACCUCGAGCGCUCCAUGCGGCAGUACAAGCAUGCCACAUCAUCUAAGAGCGGGGGCAGUGCCGGCGCCCUGGUGUCGAGCAGCGGUCCUGUGAACGUGCAGGCGCCGUUUGAGGACCAUGAGGACAUCAAUCUUCACAACAAUCUUUCUACCAGGCAUUAGGUCGCACCACUUGGAGCAGGCCUGCAUCUCUAGGAAGUCCAUCCCUUGGGACCCUUACUGCCAUCGAUGCGCCAGGCCGAUGCUAGGAUGAAAGUGGAGGGCCGGCACAGACGCUGCUGGGCUGGACUGGGCUGGACUGUCAUGGAGUCCAUAGGAUAGACGGUGCUGGGUGGUAACCAGUGUGGUUUGCCUCUGUUGCACAGAUGAACCACGAGGCUCUCUUUUUCUCCCUCUUGUCUUGGGGUUUGAAGACAUGGGCGGCUGCAGAUUCCAAUGCCCCGCGAAGGGCAUGGAGACUUUUAUACGUACUCAAGCAGCAUAUGCAGGCGUGGUGGGCUGGGUGACCAAACCUCGUGCGCCGUAGAUUCCCUUCCCCUUCCCCGCCAGAAGAGGGACAGACACAUUUAAAUUAGAAUUGCACAUGUGUAGAGAGAGGGAGCUAUUCCAGUCAGUAUCCCUUA